AUGCGUUACUCAUUCGCCGUCGCUGCCUUUGCUGGCCUUGCCGCCGCCGUUCCCCAAUACGGUGCCUACCCCGCUGCCCCAGCCAGCACUCCCGCUGCCCCGGCUUACCCUGCCUACCCUGCUGAGCCCUCCUCUGCUGCUCCCGCCUACCCUGCGUACCCAGCUGAGCCCUCCACUCCCGCUGCUGAGUACCCCGCCUCCAGCGCUACUCCUGAGGCCUCCAAGCCCGCUGAGUACCCCGCUGGAACUCCUUCCAAGCCUGCUGAGUACCCCGCUGGAACUCCUUCCAAGCCUGCUGAGUACCCAGCUGAGACUCCCUCCAAGCCUGCUGAGUACCCCGUCGAGUCCACCAAGACUCCUGAGGUUCCCGAGCACGCCACCUCUGAGGUUCCCUCUUACCCUGCCUCCUCCAUGACCCCUGAGGUCCCCGAGGCUGAGACCACCUCUUGCUUGAGCUCCACCACCAUCACCGUCACUGUCCCCUACCCCACCGGUACCCCCGUCGUUCCCGGUGCUGGCAAGCCUUCCGGUACCCCCAUGGUCCCUGGUGCUCCCCAGCCUUCCGGCGGUGCUCCUUACCCAUCCGUCCCCGUCGGCGGUGCUCCCUACCCCUCUGUCCCUGCUGGCACUGGUGCUCCUCCCGCUGGCACUGGCUACCCCACCAAGACCGGUGGCUACGUCAAGCCUUCCACCCCUGCUGAGUUCACUGGUGCUGCCUCUGCUCUCAACGUCGGUGGCUUCGUUGCCGGUGUUGGUGCUUUCGCUGCCUUCUUCUUGUAA
Molecule: messenger RNA, 780 nt
Organism: Alternaria burnsii
Lineage: Eukaryota; Fungi; Ascomycota; Dothideomycetes; Pleosporales; Pleosporaceae
Exons: 1
Coding region: 1-780 (259 amino acids)
Source: RefSeq, a predicted model, not a curated record